AUGGCAGUUUCCAUCGCAAUUAUUGGCUUCAACGGUAUUUUGGGUAAGCCCGUCUACGAAGCACUCACCUCGGACGCAUUCAGACUGAAGGUUAAGGAGAUCAAAGUGGUCUCUCGCAGUGACCCUAAACAACCUUUACCCGGGGUGGAGUACGUCAUUGGCGACGUCUCCAAUGAAAGUGAAGUGACAAAGUUGGCUCAAGGCGUGGGGUCCGUGGACGCGGUGAUCUCGCUUGUGGGCUUGAACCCUGCGGUGAACCCUGGCCUCGAAGCGUUUUUGGCUCAAGUGAAGCCCCAGUUGUACAUCCCGUCCGAUUUCAGUGGCGACAUUGAACAAACGGAAAAGUUGGUGCCUGGCUCCGUUGGCUUCCAAGCGAUCCACUCGGAGACGGUGAGACAAUUGGGGAUCAAAGUGGCUGACGUAUACACCGGCUUGUUCCACGAACCGGGCACGUUGCCAGAAAACUUUGCUCAGUACUUUGGCAUUUCCCCUGACGGCAGCACCGUGGUUCGGGGCGACGUCUCCACUGAGACCUCGGUGACGUCGGUGAGGGAUGUUGGACGCGUGUUGGCGGCGAUCGCCACGUUCCCGGACUACUCGAAGCUUCUCGACUUCAUCAAUGUCGAAUCGGACAAAGUGUCGUACACUGACGUGCACCAGGCCUGGAGUGCUUUCCACGGCAAACCGAUUAACAUCACCCGCACCGUGACCAAGGAGGAGGCUCUUGCCGAAGUCAAGAAUGACAUGGCCACCAACGGCUUCGACCAUGCCAAGCUUGCUUUCUACCUCCACUCGUUGACGUCGCAGGGCGCUCCUGGGGGUCUUGUGUUCGCCGAAACCCACAACGAUCUCAUCAACCCUGGGACCUGGGAGUGGGAAAAGUUCCAACGGGCCUAA
Molecule: messenger RNA, 897 nt
Organism: Diutina rugosa
Lineage: Eukaryota; Fungi; Ascomycota; Pichiomycetes; Serinales; Debaryomycetaceae
Exons: 1
Coding region: 1-897 (298 amino acids)
Source: RefSeq, a predicted model, not a curated record